This is a messenger RNA of Phycomyces blakesleeanus NRRL 1555(-), 1840 nucleotides long. RefSeq lists its product as hypothetical. Gene Ontology annotation, molecular function: oxidoreductase activity. The record is from RefSeq and is a predicted model, not a curated record. NCBI's taxonomy places the organism in Eukaryota, Fungi, Mucoromycota, Mucoromycetes, Mucorales, Phycomycetaceae. The transcript has 4 exons. Gene Ontology annotation, biological process: lipid metabolic process. The coding region runs from base 477 to 1643 and encodes 388 amino acids.
CCUCCAGCAAAGAGAACAAGGACCAGUAAACGAGAAGAAUCUCCAGCAGUGUCUGUGGCCGAAUCAGCAGCCUCUACACCUGAGCCUGAAGAAGGGAAAUCGAAAAGAAGCUCGCGUGGUGUGCGCAAGUCUGAAGUAACACCUGAGCCUAUGUCCGGAAGACAGCGGUCAGGUAGAAGAACAACUACUGGUAGAGGGACCAGCAGAAGUACGACUCGUACCAAAAGAAAAUAAACAAGACAGCUUGAAAGGACGCUUUGAUGUUCAACAUUUGGGGAUCAUAUUUUAUUUACCGCUCCGUAAUGUAAAAUAGCCUUCUAUUGGUCAUCCUUCCCUACCCCUCCUUUUUUUUUUAAUUGGUCUUAUAAAUGCAGCUUCAGCUCAACAAUUUUUUUAAUCUUUCCCUUUUUCUUCCCUACUCUUUGCCGUUGUCUACAUUUUUCUUGAUUUGAAAAAAAAAACAACAACAACCAACAAUGGCACAGAAGAACAGUUCCGAGGCAGCGCAGACACCACUUGUCCUUGACGAGGCCAUCGCUAAAGGAUGGGAGGUCCCAGAAUUCACAAUCAAGGAAAUCCGUGACGCUAUCCCGGCCCACUGUUUCCGUCGUGAUACCUUCCGUUCAUUCACCUUUGUCCUUCACGAUUUCUUCUUCAUUGGAUUACUGGCAUAUGGUGCAAGCUGGAUCGACACCUUGUCAUCCACUCCUCUUCGUUACCUCCUCUGGUCUGCCUACUGGGUUGCCCAGGGUGUUGUUGGUACUGGUCUUUGGGUCAUUGGCCAUGAGUGUGGCCAUCAAGCCUUCAGUCCCUCAAAGGCUAUUAACGAUGGCGCUGGAAUGGUUCUCCACAGUCUUUUGCUUGUUCCUUACUACUCAUGGAAGUUCUCUCACUCCAAGCACCACAAGGCAACUGGUCAUUUGACCAGAGAUAUGGUCUUUGUCCCCAAGACUCGCUCUGAACGUGGUCUCCCUCCUCGCGAUGAGGACCCCGAACACGAUGGACCCCACACUGCUUUUGACGAGUCUCCUAUUGCCAUGUUGCUCGGCAUCUUCAAGAUGUUGUCGUUCGGAUGGAUUUACUAUCUUUUGGUCGAUGUUACCGGUCAGCCUGGCAAGACCGGCUGGGUUUCCCACUUCAACCCCAACUGCUACAUCUUUGAGAAGGACCAGUAUUCGGAAGUCAUGCAGUCCACUGCAGGCAUUCUUGCUGUCAUCAGCGGUUUGGUGUAUGCCGGCCAGGUCUAUGGCUCCAUGGCUGUGGUCAAGUACUACGUUAUCCCUUACUUCUUUGUCAACGGCUGGCUCGUGCUUAUCACCUACCUCCAGCACACCGACCCUACCCUUCCCCAUUACAGCGCCAAAGCCUGGAACUUCCAGCGCGGUGCUGCCUUGACUAUCGAUCGCUCUUACGGCUUCAUCUUGAACCACUUCCACCACCACAUCUCGGACACCCACGUUGCCCACCACUUUUUCUCUACCAUGCCCCACUACCACGGUGAGGAGGCCACCGAGCACAUCAAGAAGGCUCUUGGAAAGCACUACCACUACGACCCUACUCCUAUUCCUCAGGCAUUGAUCAACUCAUGGUCUCAGUGCAGAUUUGUUGAAGACGAUGGUGAUGUUCGUUUCUUCAAGAACUAAACCAAAGAUAAAAAAAAACAAACAGCAAACAUCAUCAUCUCAAUAUCAUCUCUUCAUUUUUUUUAAAAAAAUCCCUUAAACCCUACCUCCCUUUUUUCGGUGUCACUUUAAAUAGUUGGGCAUAAUCUCUCUUAUACGACCUAGUCAAAGCCAAAGAUUUCAAUAAAGAAAAAAUAAUAUAAUACGUGCAAAACAAA